Pelobates cultripes (western spadefoot toad) is the source of this 12648-nucleotide messenger RNA. The record is from the annotation of a GenBank genome assembly. Lineage: Eukaryota; Metazoa; Chordata; Amphibia; Anura; Pelobatidae.
AUGCAGCUGACCAAGACACUGAUGCUGAUUGUAGCUGAAUGGACCAUUUGCCUGGCUUUACCUGUGCAGGUAUGUUUAUGUAUGUGGGAGCAGAAUAGAUUUGGGUGAUUUACAUAUCCCAUACUGCUAUCAUGCAGCUAUCACUGCUAUCAAUACAGAAAACAUUAAUGUUUAUUUGUUUCCCCACAGGUCAACAACAAUGCAAAUAGUGGUAAGUAUAAAAUUAAUACCUAGACCUGUAUAGUUAAUUAUUAAUAUGGUGCAUUUUAGUUAGUGAUGUUGGGAUCUUUCAUGAUUCUUUUAAGGUAUCAGUCAUAAGAAUUACCAUUUUCUACUGUUUAUUCAGUCAGAGAUUUCAGAUCACAAUGUUAGAAAAGGGUAAGUUUCGGGAUCUAAGCUUUUUUUUUUUUUCUCUUUUCUCCGGAAAACUAUCAAUGAUCUACGUAAAGAGAAUAAAACAGCUUUUGAAAUGAUAGAAGCUGCAAACAAAGGUGAGAUUUAAAAAAAAUACUCCAAGCUUUCUGACAAACGUAUGUUUUUAAGUGAAAUUUAUACUGCUUAUCAUAGGAGUGUGUUAAAGACAAUUGUAUCUAAUAAAUAAUAUGACAAAAUAGAUGAGAUGCAUGGAUUCAAUAGCUAGUGAAAUUUGGGUGUGAUUGAUCUCAUUAUUAUUUUUUUCAUCAUUGAAACUAGAAAAUAUGUACGUUAUGUAAUUACACUAUAAACAUAUUCUCUAUAUUUUGUAUCAUGGAAAGCAAUAUGACUUCUUUAUAAUGUAUCAAUUUGGGAAUUUGGAUAUCAAAUAAUGUUUAGUUAGUUAGGCAUCAACUUUAGGUUCACAUAUAAUCUGUUAGAAAUUCCCUUUUAGGAAAAAAACAAAACACAUAUGUUUUGCUAUAAAGUAUUCAUAGAAAAUUCACACUACAUAAAAUUUCCAGCUGUAUAGUAUAUUAAAAUCAAUCACCAUUAGCAUCUACAUCAUGGAAGCCAGGAACAUAUAGAGAUACAAACAAUGUUUCCUUCUCUCCUCUUUACUUACACUGUUUUCUCUGGCUUUGCCUUGUCUGGCCAGGAUUAUAGGUGAUUUUAUUCAAAGAUGUUAAUUCCAGAGAAGUAACAGUUCUCCUUUAACGCUUAACCCCUCCAAUACCCAAAUAAGUUAUAAACAUAUUAUUUUCAUGUAUUUUGCAAAAUGAAAUCAAGUCCAUAAAGCACAACUCAUCCUCAUUUAUAGUUUAGACCUGAUUACCAGCCUAUAUAGAAAUUGAUUUAUCUGCCAGCAGCCACUAGUCAUUGAUGUAAUGCCUGUAAAUUUUCAGAAAAUAUAAAUUAAUUGGAUGCUUUCAAAAAGUGAAUGCAAUUUUAAUGUGUCAUAUUAUUUCUACAGUUAGGGUGGGGGUGGGGGUGGGGGUGGAGUUAAUAGACUCUCCCAACUGCUAAUGACUGCUAUAAGAAAUACAUUAUUUAACUAUAUAUACCUUAUGCCAAAAUACACCUGUUCUUUUUACAUUCUAUUGCCAUUUUUACUAAUCUAUACUGCUAGCAAUGCCUUCAGGGUCCUUAAAAAAACAUUCGCAAGGUAUUUUACUAUUUUUAUUUAUCUAUUUUGUCAUGUCUACUGUAUGUGUGAAGUUUACAUUUUUGGUUUUAUGCUAACUUUUAAGACCUUUUUUGAAAUAUUGCAAGAUAAAGGACACUGCAUCCUGUCCAAAGCUUUUAAUUUCCCCCCUUUUUUUUUUAUAAUUUACUUAUUUUUUUAAAGGAACACUAUUGUGUUAGGAAAACAAACCUCUAUUCUUAAUGCUAUAGUGUCCCUCUCCCUAGCUCUAAAUAGCCCCCUGGCUUGUUUGGCAUAAAAAUGUAUGUCUUAUUCUCCUUUUUGCAGCACAGAGGCUUCUUAGGAGCUGCUCUCCUCUCCUCUUCCCACGUCAUUAUUGAGGAAGCAUGGCCUCCAUUGGUGAGGUCCAAUCCAAUGUUACUCAUAGAGGAGCAUUGGGGACCUAAUACACAUGAGCGUUAAAUCAAUCCUUUUCUAUUUGGUUUCCCCAUCACUGUCUGUGUGGCAGAAGCAUUUCUAGUGGUUGUCAUUCUGACAGACACUAGAGCUGGACUUAACUUUGCAACAUAAACAUUGCAGUUUCUUAAAAAAAAAAAAUUGCAGUGUUUUACAAUGUCAAGUUAAGAGAACAGGUACACUGCACCCAGACCAUUUCAUUGAGAUGAAGUAUACUAUAGGGCCCAUUUAAGUUUAUCUGUACAAAAGUGUUAUUAUAUGCUUAUAUGCAAGCUAUGCAUCUCGUACCUCAAAUAAAUGUUAUGCUAAUAUGUUUUUUUUAUCAAAAAUGUAUUGGUAGUGAAGGACUGUUUUAUGAAACUGAUCCAUUUUAAAUGUAGGAAUUGGCAGAACUCUAAUUGAUGGGAAUGUUAGCUUUAAACUUGCAUCUUAAUAUUUUAAAAAUAGUGCAGAAUUCCUGCUAAUGGUUGACACUAUUAAGAAACAAAAUACUAAAUAGAAACAAGAACUAGAAUCAUUUAGCUUAUCAAUGUGCUCACUACAGGUCCAGAUUAAGAUCCAAUGGGGCCCUAUGCAGGUUACCAGUUUGGGAUCCCCCUUUAUUUACAUAGUUAAUUAGUUACAUAUUAACAUAGCUGAAAAGAGACUUGUUUCCAUCAAGUUCAGCCUUACUCACAGAUGUUUUUGCUGUUGAUCCAAAAGAAGGCAAAAAUCCCAGUCUGAAGUGCUCCCAAUUUUGCAACUAACUAGGAAAAUAUUAAUUCAUGACCCCAAAAUGGCAGUCAGAUAUCUCAUUGGAUCAAACAGCUAUUACCCCACUAAUUAAAACAAAUAUAUCCCUGUAUGUUAUGUUUUUGCAAGUAUUUUUCCAAUUGCUGUUGAAACAUCUGUAUGGACUCUGAUAAACCACAUCUUCAGGCAGGGAAUUCCACAUCCUUAUAGUUUUUACUGUAAAAAAAAACAUUUUCUUUCCCUAAGAUUAAAUCUCCUUUCCUCCAGCCUAAAUGCCUGACCUUGAGUCCUAUGUAUAGCCCUGUUUAUGAAUAGAUAUCCAGAUAAUGGUUUGUACUGGUCCCGAAUAUAUUUGUAUAAUGUUAUUAUAUCCUCUCUGAGAGAUUUAAAUUGUUUAACCUUUCUUCAUAACUAAAAUGCUCCAUUCCUUUUAUCAAUUUUGUAGCUUGUCUCUGCACUUUUUCUAGUGCCAUGAUAGAACCUUCUUUAGAACAGGUGCCCAAAAUUGCACAGCACAUUCAAGGUGUGAUCUUACCAGCGAUUUAUAAAAAAGGAAAAUUAAUCUUACAAUGAACUCAAUUCAAUCAUGCCACACACUCCUGGUUCCAAUGUCUGUCAAUGUCACUUUUCAUAAACACUGACUCAUACAAACACAUUCAUUGACACACACUCAUUGGCACACAAAAACUGCCACAUACACAUAUACAGAUUCACACACAAAGGCACACACUCACAGUCAGAGGUGUAACUAGGAAUCACAGGUCCCCAGUGCAAGAAUCACAGAAGGGCUCUCACUGACACACAUACAUUGACAUACACUCAUUGACACACACAGUAAUUGUUACCAGUGUUUAACCAAUACACAUUUUUAGUCACAGAAACACACUCACUUACUGACAGCACACUCACCUACUGACAGACAAACACACUCAUUGACAGACACACCACACUCACUUACUGAUAGACACACACAAACUCUCACUUAUUUGACACUCAUUGACAGAAACAAACACUCACUAACAAACACACUCAUUGAUCUGACAACACUGACAGACACACUUUAACUGAAAGACACACACUCUAUUGAAAAAUACAGUCACUGAACCACACAUACUCACACUGACAGACACACAGUAACUGACAGACACAAACUCUCACUGAGAAACACACUCACUGACAGACACAUAUUCUCACUGAUUUGACACACACUGACAAACACACACACUAACUGACAGACAGACAGACACUCAUUCAUUUACUUAUUGACAGACACACACUCUAAUUUGAAACAGACACACUCACACUCACGGUGACCUAGGUAGUCCGGCCACUGGCUCCUACUAAAUAGAAGUCUGAACAAAAUCUAAUUUGAACCUAAUUAGAUGGUCACAAAACGCUUGACAGCUGAUAUUUGAUUAAAAGUUCAAAUCAAAUGCUUUUAAUGAAUUCUCUCAACACUAACGAGAGUAUGAUCAACUUUUGCCAUUACAGUGGGCUGGCCUUCAAAUAGAUUACCUACACAUCAUGGUCCUUUACAGGCACUUGAGAAAUCCAAUGUAAUUCUCUUUAAAUGCUUGUGUUUACAAUAAAAUAUUAGUCAGCAGACCCAGAAAUACCUGUACCCUGCCCCUUAGCUCACCAAUUUACACAGAUUAGAAUAAAACAUGUCUCUCACUAUGUAAUGGGCAAGCAAUGAAACAAGGUGGGUAAAGAUUAGACCCACAAGCUUUUGUAGAACUGCAACUCUCUUGAAGCUUUGACAUCCUGAUGUGAGCAUCAGAAAGUUGCAGCUUUGCAACAGCUGGGGAGAAGGGGGACCACUUUGUGGCCACCCUGUCCAAACGUAGCCAUUGUAAUGAACACAGUACAGGCAUAAGAGGUAGCUCAGGAUUGCAGUGAAUCAUUGCUGUAUGCACUUAAUGCAGCCCAUAUGCAGGCUACAAAACACUUCUGGCUCUCUAACUUGCAUGGCAUUCUACCCAAAUAAGAAGAGUAAAGAGUAAGAUCAGGCUGUCUGACCCCAGACCCCUGCCUCACUGUCCAUUAGACAGAGGUUUUCUAAUUAAUCUAUAGGGACACCAGGUAUGUUCACAGUAAAACACUGAAAUAACUCCAUAGAAGGGUACUUUUAAGGUUCCCACAUUCUGAUAUAUGCCUUGUCCUCAUACCAUGACGAUCUGCCCAGAGUGGGGGGAGACUUACGUGAAUUAAGUCACUUAGAUGUGGAGUGAUCAGUUAUUGCCAGCCCUGUCCCUCUGCCUGCACUGCAAGUCUUCCUAGUCUGACUUUCCCUGCUGUCAGUGCCCUCUGGCUGCAGGACUAUCACACAACGUAUCAGUAUGGUCCCAGGGUGGCCAGGCCUCAUGGAGUGAAGGGCCUGGUCACAGUUGCAACCCCUGCAACCUCAAUAGUUCCGCCAGUGCUCACAGUACAGACGCUGACCUACAAACACAUAUACUGACACAUAUGCACACACUUACAGUACAGACACUGACCUAAAUACACAGAUAUUGACCCAUACACACUGACAUACACAAUCACUGACACUGACAUAUGCAAACACAGAUACUUUUCCAUACACACACAUCCAUAAACAGUUCACACACAGUACAGACACUGACCUAUACACACACUCACACACACACACAGUACAAACAUUGACCCCUACACACACCUACACAUACUGACACAAACUGAUAAAUAUACACUAACAAAUGCACACACAUACACUAACAUACAGACACUGACCCAUUCACACACUCACUCACACAGAUGCACAAACUUACACACAUUCACUGACCAAUACACCUAGACAUUCAUAUACUGACACACAAUAAAUAUCCUGUACAUACAUAUAUAUUAUAUAAUAUAUACACUGUGUUAUAUGUUUAUAUGCUAGGUAUGCAUCUUGUGCCUUAAAUAAAUGUUAUGCUAAUAUUUUAUCUUUUUUUUUACUUGCUAUUUGCAUAACAUGUACUAAUCCAUAUUCCAUAUUGCAUCAUUCACAAAGUCUAUUUUAUGAAAUUAUGCCAUUUUAAUUUCAGGUAUCAGCAAGCCUCUAGUGCAUGGAGACAUUGUUAUUAAUACUGGCCGGAGUGUGAAGAAUUGCGUUGAUUGCUUCUGGCCUGUAUCACAGAAUGGAAUGGUCCUUGUUCCUUAUGUUAUAUCCUCAGCAUACAGUAAGUUGUUCACAAUGUUUGUAGGUUUACUAAAAAUAUUUUAAGUUUGGUAACAACAUCUCACUUGUUUCUUAUCUCCUCAGCUGACAUUUACAAAUAUAUUAUUACUGAGUCCAUGAAACAGAUGGAACUCAUGAGCUGUGUGAAGUUUGUUCAGAGAUCAACAGAAUGGGACUAUAUCAGUAUAGAGUCUGGAAGUGGGUGAGUUAAAGUAAAUGGCAGACUGGCCAGAACUCAUUAAUUGAAAUUACAGCCUGGAAACACUGAACAGGGUCAGGUUUGGUUGGCACACUUGGUGGCCUGGACUACAAAUUCCAUGAUGUUAAUCAAUUCAUCAAGUAUGUCCUGGUCAACAUCAUGGGAGAUCUAUGUGUGAAGAGUGUGUUCUUUUUUCAUUUUACAAAAAGUGCAGAUUUCAAUAGAAAUUGACCUUAUUCAAUAGAAAUGGACAUAUAAGAGCUUACACCUCUUUGGCUCUCAUUUAGACAACCAGUCCUGUUACUUCCUAGUUGUUUAGCUCAGUUGAACUAAACUCACGAUGCAGGCAAUUGCUCAGAGCACCCGUCUUGAAAAAAACUUCUCAUUGAACUGCAUUGGGAAGUCUGUAAUUGGGCAGCCACAGAAAGUCUGGGUGGAGUUAGGACGGGAGUGCUCGCAAAGCUGAAAAUCUAAAAGCAGCUUUUGCAAGCUUAAUUUUUAGAUAUAAGCCCAAUGAAAACAUGCAUAAACUGCAUGUAUGUUUUCAUUGGGGUAUACCUACUAAGCAGUGAUUACUUUGUGUAUUUGGGCAGUGGAGUCUCUAUUUUAAACCCAUAACUAAUUUAUUUACACAAUUUCUUAGGUGCUCUUCAGGUGUAGCAAGGCAAGGUGGCAAACAGACAAUCAGCCUGUCAAUGUCAAGCUGCAUGGCUACUGGAUCAAUCCAACAUGAACUGAUGCACUCACUGGGAUUUUACCAUGAGCAGAGCAGGACUGACAGAGAUAACUAUGUUGAAAUCAGGUGGCAGUAUAUCACAGAAGGUGAGUAUUUCACGAGUAUAUGCAAAAUCAAAGACCAGGACCAAUCAAACCAUAGAUUUUUUAUAAAUUAGAUGACUAGUGAAGGGAUGUUGGCUGACAAAUCUAUUUAAUAGUCUAUAAACUACAUCGGUCAAUACUAUCCUUGUAAGAUGAAUAAUAACUGUUAUAAUUUUUUUUUUUUUUUCAGGUAAACAGGGCAACUUUAUUAUUGAGAAUGCAAACAACAUGAGUCUUCCUUAUGAUUAUGCAUCAGUCAUGCAUUACCAAAAGUGAGUACACUCUAUGAACAUGAUCAACUUUGGCUAUUAUUAUAAUGUUAUUGUCUUUUUUCUUGGCUAAUGAAAAUUGUCCCUCUCUCUACAGUACGGCUUUCACUAACACCCCUGGUCAAGCUACUAUAGUUGCAAAAGGCAACCCUUCUUUACAGUUUGGACAGAGUACUGGAAUGAGCCCCCUGGAUGUGAUCAAACUUAACAAACUCUAUAACUGCAGUAAGCAUUUACCCCAAAUGAGCUGUUUUAAUUUCAAAACCAUUGUUCAUGUAAUACCUUAUCUUAUAAUUGUCCAAAAUUCUGUAUUCAAAUUUAAAAAACAACCUUUCUGCCACCUUAGAUGUCUGCCGGACAAAACUAACAAAUCUAUCAGGGUCUUUCUCAAGUGAUGAUGUCUCAUUUGGACAAGAUGGGAGUUGCAUCUGGUUCAUUCAGACUACGGGUUUUAAACUGGUUGGUAUAAAACUAAUGGUAUCAAACACAAUGUCUUCUUUACAAGUAUUGUUAUUGGAUUACCAUUACAUAGUUCUGUAUUAUGAUGGGCAUUUACACUCUUUUCAGAAUAAAGUUGCUGUCAAGAUAAUUUAAUAUAUAUAUAUAUAUAUAUAUAUAUAUAUUUAAAAUGCUCAUAACAGAAGUCGCCAUGAAAUAAAAAUCCUCCUAACAUAGCUACAUAGCACAUUGUGAAUCCUGAUUAUAUAUAAUAGUCUGGUUUAUUGUAUUAUUGAACUUUACAAACCCAUUGUAGAUUGUAAUCUUGACCUAUUCACACCUCUCAAAUUGCUUUUUUCUGUACCCAGGUUCAUCUUCAGCUCAGUGACGUUAAAAUCCCUACUUCAGCUGGAUGCUCUGACAGCUAUAUAAAGGUCUAUAAUGGGAACAGUAAAUCUUCUAGUGUUCUCCUGGACAAGACUUGUGGAGAUAUAAUAAUCCCACCACUUAUUUCUAUUGGGAAUAGCAUGCUAAUAGAAUUUGUGAGCAAUCAGGCACCAGCUCUUAGCAAAUUUAGAGCUGUCUAUAAGACAGGUAAGUUCCAUCUUUAUUAACACAAAUAUAGCACAACAAAAGCUAGAAUGGAACCCAUUUAUGAUAAUGUAUGAUAUCUUUAACAUUAUUAACUUGUGUAAACCGGUAAAAAUCACUUUUUAGAUACUACUAUAUAUCUAAUUUAGUAAACAUUAUAAUUAAUCACAUGUAUAGAUCUUACAUUAUUUUAUGAAUGAAGGUUUCAGUUAAAUGUUGAAUUUGACCAAGAAUAAAAGGUGAUCUUCUAUCAUGGUGACAUCUGUAAGAGAUACCAUUAUCAGUAGUGUGCAAGCAGUGGUUGGUGGCGGUGUGACAGGUAGAAGGGAGUGCAUAGAACACCCUCGUCUUGCCUGCCAUUAUUUGUAGCAUGGCCGUAUGGGACCCAGUUAGAGGAUUUCUAGCAGGGAUGGUACUCUCUUACAGGCAGUGGAGUGGAGUUAGGCAUCCACUGCCUGAUAAAAGCUACUCACAGAGGGGAAGCAGAAAGGAGUCCCAGCACUAGAUACCAUAGAUUGUACUUCCAACCCUCCCCCACCCUUCCAGGUGCCUAUACAUGUAAGGAGCAGGAGAGGGAGACUUGGUGAAUGUGUGUCUAUGACUGUAUAUGAUUGUGGGUGACUGUGUGUAUAACUGUUUCUUUAAAUCUGUGUAUGUGAUAUCGUAUGGGUGUGUUGUAAUGGUGUAUGAUUCUUGGUGGGGGAAUUCCUAAUCCGAUCGGGGCACUUUCCGUACAUGCUCAUUAGCCCCCCUCCCCUCCACCUCCCUCCGCCGGGUAAUGUCGGUGAAGGAGUAUCGGAGGCAAAGCCAGAACCAGUACCAAGCAACAUCUGAGCUGGCAUCAGGUAAGUGAUAAAGGGAUUUUGAAACCCCUUCAGCACCAGGGGGGGGGGUGCAUGGGGAAUUGGGGCACUAAUGAGAGCUAUAGUGCUAGGAAAACAACUUUGUUUUCCUAACACUUUAGUUUCUCUUUAAUUCCAUCUUCCAGAGAAAAUAAUGCUGCAUAUGCAUACCAGGACAGACACUACACCCACUUUGAAACUGCCAAAUGGAAUAUUGUGCUUUAUUAAAUUGUCUUUUUUAUCCUACAGUUUCUUAUGGAGGAACUUCAGUCAAGAGCAGUGGAAGAGUCAUGUCUCCAGAAUAUCGCAUGGGAUAUCCUAACAAUGUAGAUGCUGAAUGGUCCAUCAUAGCUCCACCACAGUCUAAAGUAAGAUCAAACACAGUAAAAUAUUGUAUCAGUACAAAUUAGAAUGAGGUAAAAUAUGUUCUGUAGAAAUCAAAAAUAUAGAAUACUUAUAAAGCAAGUCUUAUUUAUUUUGUCAUACAUAGUUUUAUAAAAACAAAUAUUCAAAAAGUGGAAAAUAGUACUAAUAGUAUAAUAUUCUAUUAUGUCAAUGAAGGCACUUAAGAAUGAUCUCAUUAACUUAGGAUGGGUCAUUUCUUCUAGGUACAUCUUCAAUUCUUUGAUUUCCGGCUGCCAGAUUGCUCUGAUUGUUCCUGUGACUCUCUGACUAUAAUUGAUGGAGCCAGCACCACUUCUCCAAUCCUCGGCAAAUACUGCUAUAUUAACGUACCUAACUCUUUGACAUCUUCUGGAAAUGUGAUGAUAUUGAAGUUUCACAGUGAUGAUAGCCAGACAUUUGAGGGUGGUUUCUAUAUUUCAUAUAACUUUGGUAAGUGCCAGAAUUUAAAUAUCGGUUACAAAAAUGCAGCACAGCAGUGAGUGAGGUCUUCAUAAUGAGCCUUUGAAUUAUUCCUUGCAGUAUAUUAAUCUCUUAAAUAGAAAUUUCUAAAUAUUUUUCAAUUUUUUUUCAUUAUUAUCCUAGUUUUGGAUAGGCAGCUAUAUAUUUUAUAUUAUUUAUGUUUGCACAGAUGUGUUUCUCCCCUCUCUAUUAAGAUGGGCAAAUGUAUUGUCAUUUACUAUAAAACAUAGACUGUUGUCAGUGGUUUGCAAUAGUUAACUGGUUGAAGUCAGAAAAAAAAAAAAUACUUUUGCUAUUAAGUAGACUUGAGCAUGGUGAGAAUUUUCAAUUUACACCCAAAAUUCAGUUGAUGUCAUUUCGGCCAAAUGUUGAUUUGGGAACCGAAUCAGAAAAAUAAACCAAAAACGUGUGAAAAUGGACCAAUUAUUGUCCUACAACAUUUUCCCACAAUUCAGUUCACAUAUCUGAGAAAAAUCAACAUGUAGAGGGAAAAACAAGAGAAGCAGUAAAAAUAAAUCUAUAUUUAUAUAUUUUUUCAAAUAUUGUAUAUCUAUUCAAUAUAAAAUAUAUAAGUAAUUAAACAUAGUUCUGUUUUUCUCCCGCACUUCCUAUUUUCCAUCUAUUACUCACUUCUUAUUUGAUCUGUAAAUAAAAUCAACAUUAAUGAGACCAAUCAAAUAUUUUCCAAUAAAUCAUCAAUUUUUUUUGGAGCUACAAGCGAAUUCAGACUAUUGACCACCCCCCAAAACAUGUUCGGCAUUGCGCAUUUCGGUUAGUCUGUAACUAGGAAUUUGGGAAUUCUGACGAAUUCUGGUGCUAAGUGCCUCUAGAUCAUGGGCCACAACAUCUAAAGUGCUGAAGCAUAUCUACCACUGCUUUAGAUCAUGUUCUUUCUAAUGUCUCAUGGCAGCUCUAACCUUCUCUGUUUUGCAGUGUGACGGGCAACUGAUAUAGAAAAUGGAGAGAGAAGAUAUUGAGACCAUCAUGAAAUCUUUAUAAAUAAAAUGCUUAUAAAUGCAAGACAAAUAUCCAUAUGUACAUUUUGAAGUGUUAUCCAUGCAGUAAAUACAAAUGAUAAUAAAUUAUACAACUAGGAAUUUUUUUUGUAGUUUUUUUGCUUAUUUUUCAACUUUGCCCCAGGAAGGAAAGACGAGUAGUUUUUGAAACAGGGGUAAAUUAGUUGUCAUUUUCUAACUGAAACCACCCACAUUAUCACCCAGUUGUAUUUUCUUAAUCUUAAAAUGGAUACAGAUAUUGAAUUAACUAAUAGAGUACAAUAACGUAAUGCAAUCUGACAUAGCUAAUAGAGUACAAUAACGUAAUGCAGUUUGACAUAUCUAUUUUUAUUAAAUUUUUUAUUUAGUUCACUGCUCAUGAACAAAGCCCUUAGAACAGGCUACUAGCAAUUUUUUAUUCUCUGUUGCCAAUGAAUAUGAAGCCUUCCCUACAUGGAUACCUCUGUCUUUUCUCUGUGAUUUUUGAUCGUUCCCUUUGUUUUUCUUGAAUAACCCUAACCUCAAAUGUCCAUAGAUACACCUCCCUAUUCCUUAGCUUUAUUGCAGGCCCAUCUGCUCUAAUAUUGCUCUCUCUCCUAGUCUGAAUUAAAAAGUUAUAUAGCCCCAGACCUGUGAUGUAAUCUUCAAUCCUGUCUAAAUAAACUCAAGAACCUACCAUGGCACAGAUUAAGUCUAAUCCCAGAUCUUGACUCUGCAAUUGAAUAUUUUCAUUUAUCAUGCCCCGCUGCGUAAAGUGCAAAUAAAAGGGACACAUCUGCCGUGGGUUACAGCUGUGUAUAUAUACAAAAUUUAGGGUUCUUGCAGAUAGACCUAUAGAAAAAAUUAUGAUAACAUUGUGCAAUAUUGUCUAAUACACUCACAGGUAAAGCUGUUUUAAAUGCCUUAAAGGUGUCACCCUCAGUUGUAAUAGAGGCUUAAAAUCCUCCCUCGUACUCCUCUCUGGACUGGUCAUUUUAGUCACCACAAACGAUUAACCAGAUAAUUCUUCUAUAAAAGGUAUUUUUAUGGUAUAAAAAUAAAAUAUUUGGGGGGGCGUGGCUUGGUGUCAAACAAGAAUGGCGGCUUGAUUUCAAAGCUCUAAGCUCUGCUGCUUAAAUCAGCUUCAUCCUGCAACUAAUACACCCUCAUGGGUCACACACAGCGCUUACACAUGACCCCCUCAGCACCCAGGACACAAACAAACACCAGGGAUCCUCGCAUCACAACACAAGGCCUCACAUAUGGCACCAUCUUCCCCAGGCUCCUUCGUCUCGGAAGACAGUCAGCAAACAGAUGUCGGCGCACGGGACAGAGCUUCCCCAGACUGAUAUGCACUUUUUGCGUCGCUCUCCAAACGAUAGUGCAGGAGGUAAAAUCUACUCGCUCUGCACCUCACUGACAAAUCUUGAAGGGAGGGUAAAGGCCCUAGAGGCAGCAGGGCCUGAAACCACGUGUUCCGCACUCCAGACUGUGCACACACAUGCCAGACAACUCACUGACCUGCGGCUCCAUGUUGAAGACCUAGAUAGCAGGAACCGCAGGCACAACAUCAGUGUGAGAGGGCUGCACGAAUCACAAGGCCCAGAAAACCUGUGGGACGCACUGAUCCCACUGUUCAACCUUAUCCUGAACAGAAGCAUGCCUGUAUAUAGACAGAGCACACAAUGCCCUCUGCCCGAAACCACCACCCGAAGCCCCACUGCGUGA